Messenger RNA from Funneliformis mosseae, 1092 nucleotides. NCBI's taxonomy places the organism in Eukaryota, Fungi, Glomeromycota, Glomeromycetes, Glomerales, Glomeraceae. The record is from the annotation of a GenBank genome assembly.
AUGGAACCACCUUCUUCAUUACAUGAUUUCACGCACUUGCCCCUAAAUUCCAAACGACGGCUUGAAUUACAAAACCAUCAAGGAGGCAAAAAAGAACGUCAUGAAGAAAAUGAAUUGAACGAUCAUGAAUUUGACAAAAAAAACCAUGUUUGGGCAGAAAAUGAAGAUGAUGUAGAAGAACCUCCCCCACCUUAUGAGAGUUCUUGGUACAUGCCAUCACCAUCAACCGAAGUGAAACCACCAACAACUCCACAAUCAUUGGCGGAAUCACAAGAAAUUGCAACACCGGAACAACCUUCGAAUCCACAAGAACUUUUCACAAAAUCAACCGCCACUUCACCUCCACGACGACGACAAUUUCGUGUUCGCCGCGGACGCCGAUUAAUACGUCGUAAAUCAUCAUCGGUCGACUUGACUAAAAGCAUCAAUGCGUCUCCCUCUUUCACUCAACCUGAAGACGAAGAUGAUAUUUUUCUCAAGUUUAAUUGUAAGCUAACAGAUUUGAUCGCUGAAGGUCAAGCCGCGCUAACGAGCAAGGUUGACGUUACAGAAGUUGAAAUGAUGCUUGCUGAAGAACGAGAACGAGAAGAACGAAUUUUGAAAGAAUUUGGAAUUCAAACCAGACGGGCGCGAAGACUGACGGGUUCUUCGUCAAAAUCAUCUGAUUUUGAUUAUUAUAGUUCAAUAUUAGGUUCAGGCGGUCAUUCAAAUCAAUCAAGCAUCUCAUUAUGUGAUAAUGGUAAUGGAAAAAAUAGUUAUUUAUCGUCAACAGGAACUUAUGCCGAUAACGGGUUUUCGACAAAUAAGCCUGUUAUUGGACAUUCUCAAUUCGGGUCAUCUGAUGGAUUUCAUCCUUCCAGUGGAUUUACUAAUGAAUACGGAUACAUAGGUGGAUCAUCUUCAACAGGAGGAGGAUUUGGAGGUCCUUCAACUCAGAAUAGAUUUAAUAAUUCGACAUCUAGUGUAUACGGAGGAGGGCCUAGCGGUGGUUUUGGACCAUCUUUACAUAAUUUUGGACAGAACCCUUCGGGAUAUGGGUCAAAUUCAGGAUUUGGUUCGAAAGGGAUGUAUCACAGUCGAGGAUAUUAUUGA